CGCACUUUGACGCGCGUUGUUUCAAAGCAGCCUCCAGCAAUGCAUCAUGGGAUACAAAAUGUCUCCGAAGAAUGCUAACCAUUGCUAAUUUACAGGGAAAACAGCGAGUAAAUUUCACGAUUUGCUACUCAUUCUUCCGAAUUUCUUUCAGUUUGAUCAGAUAAAUGUUUAAAUAAUCUAAAUAAAUUCAUAAUAUGUCAACGAAAGCCGAAUGCAGGGUGUCAAGUUCCACAUCCACAACAGAGGAAAGGAGGAGAUCAAGCAGCACAGGACGUGAAAAACGGAAAAGGAAACAAAGUCGGAGUAGGUCUUCGUCUUCAUCUUCUUCCAGUUCAUCAUCUUCUUCAUCAUCCUCGUCUUCGUCGUCCUCUUGUAGCUCAUCGCACUCGUCCAGCAGCAGUCGGAGUAGCUCCAGUAGCAGCGAUUCACAUAGUAAAUCCAGAAAGCAGUCCAAAAAAAGAAAGGAAAAGAAGCAGAAAAAGAAGGGAAAAAAGCAGAAGAGGCAAAAGCAUAAAAAGGAAAAGCGAGCAAAAGGAGGAGAAAAAUCUGGACCGGUUCAGAUCUCAAAGUACUUAAAGGACAGAGAUAAAGGCAAGUACAGCAUGAUUUCAGGAAAGAAGAUUAAAAUGAAAUUAAAGAAGUCGAAAAAAGACAAGCAGCGGGAUAAAAAUCGGGCAGAACUUUUGGAGUUCUUGAACUCAACCCUUUGAGGCCACAGCUGCAAUCACCGCUACCGUUUGUGAGGCAAAAUCAGAGAACUUCCUGUUGUUUUUUUGUUUUUUUAAGAGACAAAAUAUUAAAGGCAGGUUGCCUUUAUCACCGCAGAAGACGGAAACUGAAACCAAUUUAACCAGUAAAGCUGAAUUUCAGCUCCCUUUUCAGACCAGUUGUUUGUUUGGACCCUUUUACAUGUUAAGUUCAUAAACAGUCUUUGUAAAAUAUUAGAUUUGUAAAUAUGAGAGGAAAAUUGUAAAAUUCAGAUGAACCAGUUGAUGUUCGAUUGUCUGAUUAAACAGAAAUCCAAUGGAA
Messenger RNA from Oryzias melastigma (Indian medaka), 1029 nucleotides. RefSeq lists its product as uncharacterized. Bases 195 to 710 code for a protein of 171 amino acids. NCBI's taxonomy places the organism in Eukaryota, Metazoa, Chordata, Actinopteri, Beloniformes, Adrianichthyidae. The record is from RefSeq and is a predicted model, not a curated record. The transcript is spliced from 7 exons.